This is a messenger RNA of Mobula hypostoma (lesser devil ray), 415 nucleotides long. RefSeq names its product late histone H2B.L4-like. NCBI's taxonomy places the organism in Eukaryota, Metazoa, Chordata, Chondrichthyes, Myliobatiformes, Myliobatidae. Gene Ontology annotation, molecular function: protein heterodimerization activity; structural constituent of chromatin; DNA binding. The transcript has a single exon. The coding region runs from base 1 to 378 and encodes 125 amino acids. Gene Ontology annotation, cellular component: nucleosome. The record is from RefSeq and is a predicted model, not a curated record.
AUGCCGGAGAUCGCGAGUAAGGUGAUUGCUAAGAAAGGUGUGAAGAAGGUGCUGUGCAGGUCGCGCCGGGAGGGAGAGAAGCGGCGGCGCCGAGUGCGCAAGGAGAGCUAUAGUGUUUACGUAUACCGGGUGCUAAAGCAGGUGCACCCGGACACGGGCAUCUCCUCCAAGGCAAUGAGCAUCAUGAAUUCGUUCGUCAACGACGUCUUCGACCGGAUAGCCUGCGAGGCGUCGCUCCUGGCGCGGUACACCCGGCGCCACACCAUGUCGUCGCGGGAGAUCCAGACGGCCGUGCGGCUGCUGGUGCCCGGCGAGCUGGCCAAGCACGCCGUGUCCGAGGGUACCAAGGCGGUCACCAAGUACACUAGCUCGAAGUGAGAUCCCGAUGUCCACCCCAGCUCCUGCCGGGGCUCCA